Molecule: messenger RNA, 1249 nt
Organism: Dioscorea cayenensis subsp. rotundata (Guinea yam)
Lineage: Eukaryota; Viridiplantae; Streptophyta; Magnoliopsida; Dioscoreales; Dioscoreaceae
Product: vesicle-associated protein 4-2-like
Exons: 7
Coding region: 211-1035 (274 amino acids)
Biological process (GO): endoplasmic reticulum membrane organization
Cellular component (GO): plasma membrane; endoplasmic reticulum membrane
Source: RefSeq, a predicted model, not a curated record
UAUGUCAGGAUUCCAGCACACGGGCACCAACUGCAACCUCAUAGCUGCAUUGCAACGCGCGGGCUGAAGUCCGCCCUGUCUUCCCUUCUCUUCCUUUCUGUAAAGUUGCCACCUUUUCUUUGAUUCCUCUCUCUCUCUCUCUCUCUCUCUCUCUCUCUCUCUCCGCGGACGCUGAGUGUCCAACUGUGCAACGGUGAUGGAGUGAGACUGAUGGCAAUCCGGAGUCAGUCCGAGGGGAAGGUCUGGGGAUUGUGCAGGAUGCCAUUCUGGCAGAGCUCCGGCGCGGGAGCCGCAGGAGGGGGUUCGUCCUCGAACAACUCGUCGGUGUCGCUGACUCACCACCAGCAUCCGACGAGUCAUGGCUCGGGCAGGGGGAGUCUGGGGAAUGGGUUAGUCAUGCAGCAGAAGGGAUCUGGUAGCAGCUCGGUGUCAUCUGUGGCGAGGUCGCUACUGCCCACCAGACGCCGGCUCCGGCUGGAUCCCGCCACCAAGCUCUACUUUCCAUAUGAACCUGGCAAGCAAGUUCAGAGUGCAGUCAGGAUAAAGAAUACCAGCAAAUCUCAUGUAGCAUUUAAGUUUCAAACAACUGCACCCAAAAGUUGUUUCAUGCGUCCCCCUGGGGCUGUACUCUCUCCAGGCGAGAGUAUUAUAGCGACUGUUUUCAAGUUUGUUGAGCAUCCAGAGAAUGAUGAAAAACAAGACCAGAAAAGCAAGGUUAAGUUUAAGAUUGUCAGUUUGAAGGUCAAUGAACCCAUGGAGUAUGUCCCAGAACUGUUUGAUGAGCAGAAAGAUCAGGUUGCGGUUGAGCAAAUCCUGCGAGUAGUAUUCUUAGAUGUUAAUCGUCCUAGUCCUCAAUUGGAAAAAUUGAAGCGGCUACUGGCUGAAGCUGAGGCAGCUCUUGAGUCACGGAAAAAACCUCCUGAAGACACCGGUCCUCGGAUUGCUUCUGAAGGACUCGUCAUUGAUGAAUGGAAAGAACGGAGGGAAAGAUACCUGGCUCGACAACAAGUUGAAGGUGUUGUUGAUUCAGUGUAGAGGUGCUGCUGCUAUGAUGAGUUGUUGCUGUAAGCUUCACUUACAGAAAAUUUUCCGAGAAUACAUGGUGCACAACCCUUUUUCAUUUCUAUUUCUUUUGGGAUGUGUUUAAACUGUUUAUCCUGAAAUAACAGAGUCUGUAAGUAAAUCAAUUCAACCUUGUCUGACAAUUGAGAUUUCUUCAAGGUGUAUGUGUGCCAAAAUUUGUUGAUAA